Messenger RNA from Sciurus carolinensis (gray squirrel), 777 nucleotides. RefSeq names its product ferritin heavy chain-like. Lineage: Eukaryota; Metazoa; Chordata; Mammalia; Rodentia; Sciuridae. The coding region runs from base 1 to 777 and encodes 258 amino acids. Gene Ontology annotation, biological process: intracellular iron ion homeostasis; iron ion transport. The transcript is spliced from 2 exons. The record is from RefSeq and is a predicted model, not a curated record. Gene Ontology annotation, molecular function: ferrous iron binding; ferric iron binding. Gene Ontology annotation, cellular component: cytoplasm.
AUGAGGCUCACCUGUGGGAAUGCUCCAGCCAGCUCCUUUGUGCCAGUGGCCAGAAAAUUGGAGGCCCCCAGACACAGCCCACCGGCCGAAGUACCGCCCUCACCCACCCUGGCCGCGCCCAGAGGGCCCCGCCGCAACCGCGGCCGGCGCCGCUGCCCACUGCGAAGCCCCAGAGCCCGCGCCGCCUUCGCCUUCGUGGUGGCGCCGCUUCUGCCUGCGCCUGUCAUGGUCCCCAUCGUUGUGUCGCAGGUGCGCCACAACUACCACCCCGACUGCGAGGCCGCCGUCAACAACCAGAUCCAGAUGCAACUGCACGCCUCCUACGUCUACCUGUCCUUGGCCUUCUACUGCGACGGCCACAGCGUGGCCCUGGAGCACUUCUCCAGCUUCUUCCUGCGCCGCUCCCACGAGUGGGGGGAUGGCGCCGAGAAGCUGAUGAAGAUGCAGAACCAGCGCGGAGGCCGCAUCCGCCUCCAGGACAUCCUCAAGCCUGACCGCGAUGACUGGCACAGCGGCUUCCAGGCCAUGGAGCGCGCCCUGCACCUGGAGAAGAGGGUCAACCAGAGCCUCCUGGAGCUGCACCGCCUGGCCACCGAGAGGGAGGACCCCCACCUCUGCCACUUCCUGCGGAGCCACUAUCUGCACCAGCAGGUCCUCAUCAUCCGGGAGCUGGGCGGCUACCUGACCAACCUGCGCAGGAUGGAGGCCCCGGAAAACCCCCUGGCCGAGCUCCUCUUUGACAGGCUCACUCUGGGCCGCAGCGACAAGGACACCUGA